Molecule: messenger RNA, 729 nt
Organism: Heterostelium album PN500
Lineage: Eukaryota; Evosea; Eumycetozoa; Acytosteliales; Acytosteliaceae
Product: SAM domain-containing protein
Exons: 1
Coding region: 1-729 (242 amino acids)
Molecular function (GO): protein binding
Source: RefSeq, a predicted model, not a curated record
AUGGAGUUAGAUGAAAAUGAAAUUUUAUUGAGUAGACCACGUGGAAUGGCUGCUCUUUCAAAAGUAUAUCAACAGCUUGAACCUACUUAUGAACAUCAUCACAAUGAUGAUAGAGAAAGAGAAAAAGGAAGAGAUUUUCAUACUUCAUCAUCAUCAUCAUCAUCAUCAUUCAGAGGUGGAAGAGGAAGAGGAAGAGGAAAAGGAAGUGGAAGUAGAGGUGAAGGUGGAAGUGAAGGUAGAAGUGAAACUGGAUUUGGAAGAGGUGGUGGACGAGGAGGUGGAAGAGGAGGAAUGGGAUCCGGUGGAUAUCGUCGAAAAGAAACAUUGGAGACAUCCAUUGAUCUCUCUAAAGAUAGAUUAACCCAAAAUAAAAACAAUAGAACAACAGUAGAUGAGAAUGAAAGAUCGACUCAUUAUAAUAGUAGAAAUAAUUUUAGUAGUAGCAAUAGUCAGCAAAAGGAGAAUUCAUCCUAUUCUAAUCCAAAAACAACAGAACCUUCGAAACUUCAAAAAGAUAUUCAUUUCAGGAAAUGGGAUGUAGAAACAGUAGCGAAAUGGCUAGAAGAAAUCGGUCUUGGAGGUUACUCUGAUUUCUUUGAGGAACAAGAGAUCACAGGUGAUGUUUUAAUUCACUUGGAAAGAACAGAUCUUACGCAUAUGAAACUUUCAGAACACAGUAUAGAGGUAUUUGAAAAGAAAGUGUCAAAAUUGAAAAGUCUACUGCCCUGA